GUAGACAAUUCGCUAUGGGCUUGCUUGGAAAGAUAUUGCUCAUCGUGGCCUGUGCAAUCGGAAUUGCUUGCACUUUAGGUGCAAUCAUUACUUAUCGAAAUGUGAUCCAAAAUCCUCAGACUAAUGCAGAGAAGGCAACAGUGGCUUGUUCGUUCAUAGCGCUGUUCAUCUUUGCGGGCCUUAUUUUGUUUGCGUUUAUCACCAUGUGCUGUCCCUGCAGUGAUGUCAUACAGGGAAUCGUCGGUACCGUGGCUGGUGCAGCUGCCCUAUUCUUCAGUAUAGCUGCUUAUUGUGCAUAUCACAAAUUGGACAUCGACCAGGCAGUAACAUUGCCUAUUCCUCCUGAAUGGUUAUUCGGAGCGCUAGUAUCCGGCGCUUCGCUCAUACUGGUUGCCCUCACAUUGGCUCUUGGGUGA
Dicrocoelium dendriticum is the source of this 416-nucleotide messenger RNA. The record is from the annotation of a GenBank genome assembly. Lineage: Eukaryota; Metazoa; Platyhelminthes; Trematoda; Plagiorchiida; Dicrocoeliidae.